UAACUCCAAUGAUAUAGAAAAUAAUUUAAAAGCUAAUACUUCCCCAGGUAAUUGUGACCGUAUUGAAUGCAAUGAAGAUUUGUUGAUUGGUGGUGAUGAAGCGAACAAUAUAACACUUUCUAUUGUAAAAGAUGUAACGUUACCCGGUAAUUCCAAUUGCGAAAUGGUUGAACAAAAUGAUCAUGAUUUUAGUCUAGUAACGGAUACACCUGCAGAUUCAUUUGACCUUGAACUAUUAAAAGAUCCAAAUAAGUGGCCAGCUAUUUGUGAUAAAAUACGGAUGUUAUAUAGUUCAAAAGGGCCCUUAUCAAAUACAUUCAAAACCGUACCCAAAAGAUGGUACAG
Cinara cedri is the source of this 345-nucleotide messenger RNA. Lineage: Eukaryota; Metazoa; Arthropoda; Insecta; Hemiptera; Aphididae. The record is from the annotation of a GenBank genome assembly.